AUGUGUGAUUCUUCUCAGUCGACUGCGGACGUGCUGAUCAUCGGCGGUGGUCCUGCUGGUUCAAAUGCGGCGUGGGAGUUAGGACAAGCCCACCACCGUGUGAUUCUGUUCAAUGCAUCCAUUGACCGUCUCCGCGAUCCAGACGUGAACACGGCUUCCACGCGACCGGCUCUGGACCUCCUUCUCCAUUCCCGACGUAAGACUCCCGAUGUCUUCCGCCCCUUUCGACAAGAGAUCGGUAAGGAAAGCUCCGAGGUCAGUGUACACAAUCAACGGAUUACUCAGGUGCAACGACUACCGAACGGGUUCUUUCAAGCGGAGGACGAUGUUGGUCAUGUCUGGACGGCAAAAGUCCUAGUUCUGGCCGACGGCGCUGAGGAGAUCUUGCCUGAUAUUGACGGGUACGACACAUGUUGGGAACAACAGCGCAUAUUGACGCACCCCGCUGAAGAUGAGCCGCGCUCUCUCAUCUCUAGUUGUCUGGCCGUGUUGGCGGUCGGCGACCUGGCGGAGUUGACGAUGGCGCUGCAUACGGUGUGGCAGGCACGACAGUUCGCGGCGUCGGUCCGUGUCUACACCCAUGGUGAUGAGGAUCUCGCCCGAGCCCUGGAGACGCGGAUUUCCCCAGACGCACGAAUCGCCAUUCAGACGACCCCCAUCCAGUCCUUACAACCCGGGAGCGAUUCCCCAUCUCAGGUCGUGGUUCACCUUGCGGAUGGCAGCUCGAUCGUUGAGUCCCAUGUCUAUCAUCGUCCCGCAUCUCAACUGCAAGGGCCAUUUGCCCGUCAGUUGAAUUUGGAAUUAACCGAAUCGGGUGCCAUUCGCAUCUCGGCGCGUGUCCCUUACAUGACCAGUCUGGACGGUGUGUACGCGGGGGGGGAUUGCGCGUCCCUCGGACAACGCACGUUGUUCAAAGCAUUAGCCAUGGGCCAGGGGCUGGCGGCGGCUGUGGCAGCGCGGCUAGAGCGGGGGAACUGGGGGAAUGCCGUGGAGGAACAGGACUGA
Molecule: messenger RNA, 1005 nt
Organism: Aspergillus oryzae RIB40
Lineage: Eukaryota; Fungi; Ascomycota; Eurotiomycetes; Eurotiales; Aspergillaceae
Exons: 2
Coding region: 1-1005 (334 amino acids)
Molecular function (GO): oxidoreductase activity
Source: RefSeq, a predicted model, not a curated record